UCUGGGGGUGCAAAGGGCAUGGCUCCCCUGGAGGGGGCCCCGAGGAAUCCGCUUCAUUCACCAGGGUCUGGAGUGAGCUUCAAGUCUGACGACGGAGUUUUAGUUUUGGGCGGCGGCCUGCUGCCAUUCAGAGCCCCCAGCAGGCCGGCUGUGAGGAUCAUGCACCCCAGUCCCGAGUCCAUCCGAAGAACAUGGGCAUCCCCCAGGCAGGGGGCCCCGUCGUCUCCGUGAAGACCCUCGGAGCCCAGCGUCCAGGAGCAAGGCUCUGCGCUCAGCAGAAGGAAGCAGCAGAUGCGUCCAGGGAGGCCAGGCCCGAGGCAACGCGGAGCCUAAAGCUUGGAGGAGAGAGAAGGUGCUACACUCACUUCCUGGAGAGCUGGAUACGCGGCUUCUCUCGCGGCCCAGCACUUGGCCCACGCUGUCCGGCGCCACCUGCUGAACGGACAAACGUCUCACCCGAGCAAUUAUUUGGCACCGCGGGUCACCGGGGACCACCAAUGGUGCAAGCGGAUGGAGGAGCUCGUCCCUUCCCUCUCUUGCUUGCCGUGCGGUGUCGGGCGCGUACAGGACCCUGCCACGGCGAGGAGAACGAGGACGGCUUUCUAGUAGAGGACGGAGCGUUGCCAAACGUGUUCCUGGAAAGUUCCAGCAAUACGGACUCUCGGCAGCCGUGGGUGCCUGGCCCCUGCUCCGUCACGGGGUCACCGGCAGUUCCAGAAAAGCCCUGCUCACGGGACCAGCGGGGAACAGAAUCCCGAAGUUCCAAGUCCUAUCCUCUGGCCGUGACACUCAGAAAUUUCUCAGACACCUACUGUACGGAGACCUGCCACGUUCCAGGGCAGCAGCUGCAAAUGCACAGCGAGAGGCCAGACCCUUCCUGCUCCGAGCCAGCUCACAGAAAUGCUGAGGUCAAGGACGUGAGCUACAGCAGAAGCAGGCGACAGCACACCCACAGCCACCAGCCGCUGUACAAGCCCGUGCCAGGCACUUCCACUGACCUGACAGCUUCCUAUGGGGAGAGGAGUUCACCGGAGGCUCUGGAAGCCAGGCCCACGCCUCUCGGACUGCUGGCCCCACCAUACAGGGCUCUGCACUGGCCGGCGCUGUAUCGGGGUGCAGCCCUCACCCUGCGCUGGGCUGGGACGGGCUCCCCGCUGCAGGCCCGGACACCGUUCUCGCUGGGACAGAACACGAAGCUACGGAGAGGAGCUCUUCAAACGCUGCGCGAGGACAUUUCUCUCCGGGAUCUGACCCGGGCCCCAGAACCUCAGGCACCCUCCGUUAAAAAGCCAGCCUCCUUUGAAAGCGGCUUCAUGAACUACGCCGCUUCGAGGCUUCGAGACCUCAACACCGUGUGGCCUGAACAACUCGGGAGGCCCCGGGGACGGCCUGUUAGGUGUUGUUCCGAGUAA
This is a messenger RNA of Canis lupus familiaris (dog), 1412 nucleotides long. RefSeq lists its product as uncharacterized. Lineage: Eukaryota; Metazoa; Chordata; Mammalia; Carnivora; Canidae. The transcript has 8 exons. The record is from RefSeq and is a predicted model, not a curated record. Bases 192 to 1412 code for a protein of 406 amino acids.